GACUACUAAAAAGAAAGUAUGCUUUCAAAAGUCAAAAUGAAUUUUCCAGCUUUGAAUCGGUUAAAAAUCCGAAGGGUGAAUGAUUUCUACAAAAUGUGCAAACGCAGAAAGAAUACAUUCGAGCAAGAACUUGAUUCUUCCAACUACGGAUAUUUGGAGGAAAGGUUGCAACAAGAGUUGCCUUAUUCUCUCAAGACGUAUUAUCCUGUCAAGCUACUCAGGAAAGGAGUUCUAAAAGACAAGCGUGUAUUGGUUGACCAGUGGCCAGAUUUCAAGACUGUUUUAGUAACAGACAAGCAGAGGAUGUCCACCCCACACCGGGUAUACUGCUUUUGUAAGGACGAUAACUCCACUUUGGUUGAUUCCAUUCUACGUCAGGUGUCCAACGAACUCGGGAGUUCUCUUGUCUUAUUUGGCUGCAGCCCGGGGAUCACUGACGAAUUAAUCAAAAUGAAUGGUUCGUUUGUCCGACGUCUUAUAGAAGAUACCAGCAUGUUAAUGUUUCCAAGGGAAAACUUCAAAAACUUAAAAAAACUUACACUUCCUGAUGGCUUUAAAGAGAAACGUUUAGAAGAGGAAAACGUGGAGUUAGUCCUCAGUAAUUUGCAAUAUAGAGAAGCUAAAGAAUAUAUUGUACACAUGAUUAACAUAUUGCCAAGCACGUGCAUUCUCAAUAAAGAUGACAAACCAGUAGCUUGGAUACUUCAGCAAGAGUAUGGAUGUUGUGGAAUGCUGCAUGUGAUGCCAGAAUAUAGAAGAUUAAAUCUUGGAAGCAUUGUAGGACAGCUUCAAGCCGAAAAAAUUUUUGAAAAUGGCGAUGAGGUCUAUUCAUGGGUAGAUAAAACAAAUCAUCCAGCACUAACUUAUAAUCUGAAAAAUGGUGUAGUUCCUUUGCCCGAUUUUAUUGUAACUUGUUCAGAAUACAUGUACAGAAGAGUGACAAAUUAAAGACUCAUAGAAUUUAGAUAUUAAAGCAAACACUUA
Molecule: messenger RNA, 984 nt
Organism: Saccostrea cuccullata (small rock oyster)
Lineage: Eukaryota; Metazoa; Mollusca; Bivalvia; Ostreida; Ostreidae
Product: glycine N-acyltransferase-like
Exons: 5
Coding region: 19-948 (309 amino acids)
Cellular component (GO): mitochondrion
Molecular function (GO): glycine N-acyltransferase activity
Source: RefSeq, a predicted model, not a curated record